AUGUCAAACAUUGGAAGUUCGGAGCUUGGCGCUGAUGAGAAGUAUGAGAUCGCUGUCUCGUAUGGGACCAUCAUAUCAACAGGCGUUUUAGCAAUCUUGGUUUGCAGCACGAGGCUUUACGUUCGCAAAUAUGUGAUCAACGCCUUUGGAAUUGACGAUUGGGCUUGCCUCGUUGGUUUGAUCUCUGUAACCAUGUUCAAUGGCGUUGGGCUGGCUAUUGUGCACUACGGCGUCGGGAAACACAUUCAACAUGUUUCACAAGAGCAUUUGGAGAUGUGGUUUUUGUUAUACUACAUCUGCAUCUGCAUAUACUUGUUUGUUUCUCUAGCCGUCAAGUCCAGCAUCCUUUUACUCCUGCGGCGAGUGUUCCCAACACCCUAUAUUCAACACACGACGCUCGGGUUGAUGAUAUUCCUUGUGCUCUUUACGAUAUCGGGCUCGAUCGUUGGAGCGUUUCAGUGCACCCCACCCAAAUAUGCGUAUCAACUGGAGUUCCUCAUGUCGCCCGACAGGGCAAAAUACUGCUUCUCCACGGAUGUUACCUAUGGAAUCUUCAUGUACCAGGCCGCCACACUUUUUGCCUGUGACAUUAUCAUAUUCCUCCUUCCAUUCCCGGCGUUGGUGAAACUACACAUUGGCUCUGCCAAGAAGACGGCUCUCUUAUUGGUCUUUGGAAGCGGCUUAGUAGCCUGCAUCGCGCCCGCCAUCAGGUUCGAAAGCAUACAGUUCUAUAAGUCUGGAUCCUCAGACACAACUUACGCGGGAGCGAGUUCCUUGUAUUGGAUGGCCAUUGAGUACAACCUUGGCUUGGUGGCCGGGUCUUUGGCGGGACUGCGGCCUCUGGUUUCCAAAGUCGUCACUGCGCUGCGGUCAAGCAGAGGGAAUUCAGCCUACAAGAGCAAUCAAUUCACGCCAUCUUAUCAGCUCGAAAAUUGCGACAAUAAACACUGGAAUUCUUCCGAGCGCAGUGGGACCAAGAACAGUAGAUAUCAGGGGGACAGCGUCCUCGAGGCCACGGUCUUGGGCGACCGCAGUUCCGAUGACAGCGGCCGCCAGCACAUACUAAAGACCCAGUCUGUCAGCAUUAUUACGGAGGAAUCGGGGGACGUUUCUUCGCUCGGGAACGCACGUCUGCCCUGGCAAGGACUUGACCAGAAGAAGUAG
Messenger RNA from Colletotrichum gloeosporioides, 1164 nucleotides. RefSeq lists its product as uncharacterized. Bases 1 to 1164 code for a protein of 387 amino acids. NCBI's taxonomy places the organism in Eukaryota, Fungi, Ascomycota, Sordariomycetes, Glomerellales, Glomerellaceae. The transcript has 6 exons. The record is from RefSeq and is a predicted model, not a curated record.